AGAAAUCCAAGAGAAUCGUCACUUGGAGGAGAAUCGACUCAGUGAGCGCUGUGAGAGGAAAGCCCCCUCCGAGACCCCUCAGCUGGGAAAGGCGACAAAGGGGGCGCGACGGAGGGAAACUGUAGGGGUGGGGGGGUGGUGGGGGGGCGAAAAAAACAACCCAAAAACAUUUUGCCAGGCUGCUGACAACAUGGGUGCAGUGGUGGGAACUUUGACCAUGCAAACCAAGCAAAGAAGACCGACAAGAGAUAAAACAGACGAUGAUCUUGAGAUGACAACGGUGUGUCACAGGCCGGAGGCUCUCGAACAGCUGGAAUCCCAAACUAACUUCUGCAAGCAGGAGCUCCAGAUUCUCUAUCGCGGUUUCAAGAAUGAAUGCCCUAGUGGAGUCGUAAACGAGGAGACGUUUAAACACAUUUACGCACAGUUCUUUCCCCAUGGAGAUGCAAGUAUGUACGCACAUUACCUUUUUAACGCCUUCGACACAGCUAACAACGGCUCCAUUAAGUUUAAGGACUUUGUGAUGGGCUUGUCUAUCCUGCUGAGGGGAACCUUGAGGGAAAAACUUGAAUGGACCUUUCACCUUUAUGACAUUAACAGAGAUGGCUACAUAAACAGGGAGGAAAUGACGGAGAUUGUGAAGGCCAUUUAUGAUAUGAUGGGCAAGUACACUCACCCUGCGCUGAAGGGAGAUGUGCCACAGCAGCACGUGGACGCUUUUUUUCAGAAAAUGGACAAAAACAAAGAUGGAGUGGUAACUUUAGAGGAGUUUGUAAUAGCCUGCCAGGAGGACGAAAUCAUGAUGAGAUCCAUGCAGCUCUUUGAGAAUGUGAUGUAGGAAAGGAGGCGAUGACGUUGACAUAUUCCAAAUCAGAGGGCUACGUGUGAGCUAAUGUGUGUGGAUCCAGUCUGUCGUCUUUCCCUUGUAUCCAGCUGUGAACUGUAUACAGACAGGCUUCCCGCAAAAGACUUUGGAUGACUGGACUGGAAUUCUUGUUGCGGAUUUUUGGGUGUCCUAAAGUAACUCCCGAGAAAGGCAGGGGAGUCAAACUCCCUUACGUUUUACAAAUGGGCCAGUCAAGGUUACUGAUAUGAGUACAGUAAUUACACAUGCUUAUUCAUUAUUUUUGUCCGAAGAUGCUCUUGAAAUGUAUGCUUCUCCAAAAGAUUUGGAUUUAUCUGCAAAUAUUUGUCAGAUUUGUGAAAUGAUUUAUUGUCCUGUGUUUUUGUGUGUGUUUGGCUGUCGUGUGCUUGCAAAAUCACUCGGUUGCUGUUUGUCAGUCAAUGCAAAGCUUACAGUUUAAAGUGAAACCAUCUUGGAAUAGUAUGUGGGUCUUCUAGUCAUGGUUUUUGUGCGUGUGUGUGUGUGUGUGUGUGUGUGUAUAAGUGUGUGUGUGUGUGUCCUAAUGUCUAUUUAAGAAAUAUAUUUUUUAAUUACCCUGUCUUUUCCAGCUUUGCUUUAUGUGUGUUUUUAAAAUAUUUUAAAAAAAGGAUUGUGGAACAUACAAAUCAUGUACUUUAUGUGUAUAAUUAAGAUGUUGCAGUAUCAAGAAGAUGGUUUCAUCAUAUUAGUGAUAUCUUUAUUUGCACAAAUAUCUGAUAACAACAUUAUGGCCGCAAUGUUUCCUAUAUGUUCGCCCAGUCAACGGUGAAGCUUAAACUAUAGAACUGGAUAGCCGCAUUUUAAUGCAGCUUCAUUGGCAAAUAUCGGCACAGCCUCCUCCUUCGAAAGCGUAAUCUGUGAUGUAACGCUAAAGCCAGCGUGUGAGCAAGUAUGGUGACUUCUCUACUUGCCUGCAAUUUCAGUCAGUUGAGUUGUCAAAAGUGCCGCUGUCGGGACAUCGCUUCCGGUCUUGCUUUGAAAUGGAUUUGUCUCAAAUAGAACAUUGAAUUAAGUCUCAAAGAGAACAUUAAAUUAAGUC
Phycodurus eques (leafy seadragon) is the source of this 1922-nucleotide messenger RNA. It is a transcript of the gene kcnip1b, whose product is annotated as Kv channel interacting protein 1 b. The record is from RefSeq and is a predicted model, not a curated record. NCBI's taxonomy places the organism in Eukaryota, Metazoa, Chordata, Actinopteri, Syngnathiformes, Syngnathidae. The transcript is spliced from 8 exons. Gene Ontology annotation, molecular function: transmembrane transporter binding; potassium channel regulator activity; calcium ion binding. Bases 191 to 838 code for a protein of 215 amino acids. Gene Ontology annotation, cellular component: voltage-gated potassium channel complex. Gene Ontology annotation, biological process: regulation of potassium ion transmembrane transport.